AUGUUUAUUCGCUUAGCUUGCCGGUUAGCCGAAAAGUUAGCAAUUAUUGCCUUAGCUACCGGUGAUUCCUUAGCCCAAGUGGCUUCCCAAACGGUCGAAAGUUUAACCGUGAUUUCCCAAGUUAGUUCCUUAAUUAUUUUUCGACCCUUAAUUAGUUUCAAUAAGCAAGAAAUAAUUCAACUAGCCCAAAAAAUUGAUACUUAUUCUCUGGCUUUGGCUAGUUAUCAAGAUUGUUGUAAUUUAUUUGAACCACGUCAUCCGGUAACUAAACCUCGGCUAGCAAUAACCGAAAAAGCAGAAGUGAAGGACAAAAAAAACAUAACUUAUUCUUACUUAACGACUAUUGCUUAUGAUGGUAGUGAUUUUGCUGGCUGA
Entrophospora sp. SA101 is the source of this 375-nucleotide messenger RNA. The record is from the annotation of a GenBank genome assembly. NCBI's taxonomy places the organism in Eukaryota, Fungi, Glomeromycota, Glomeromycetes, Entrophosporales, Entrophosporaceae.